Phodopus roborovskii (desert hamster) is the source of this 2343-nucleotide messenger RNA. It is a transcript of the gene Ckap2, whose product is annotated as cytoskeleton associated protein 2. Gene Ontology annotation, biological process: negative regulation of microtubule depolymerization. Lineage: Eukaryota; Metazoa; Chordata; Mammalia; Rodentia; Cricetidae. The record is from RefSeq and is a predicted model, not a curated record. Bases 47 to 2086 code for a protein of 679 amino acids. The transcript has 9 exons. Gene Ontology annotation, cellular component: microtubule cytoskeleton.
UUGGUCCAUUCAAUCCACGCCGGCGCCGAGGCGCGCACAGUACGAGAUGGCAGAGUCCAGGAAACGCUGCGCUGGCCGGGUUGGGAGCAACGCCUUGCCGGUGCCCCGGGACCUGCAGCUGCCCCCGACCAAGAGAGACCAGCCGGCCUUCAGAGAACAAAGAAAACAAAAACUCAAGGAAUAUCUGUUAAUACGAAAAACAAUGUUUCCAUACAAACAAGAAAAUCAGAUAUCCAGAGAACAGAAAGUGAUGACAUCUGAAGAUCAGGUUCAAGAAGGGAAGAAAGUUCUGAAACACAAAACAGAAAUGGCUGAUAAAGAAAAUAUUGGAAACACGAUUGAAAAAAACUACAUUCCAUUAAAAGCUGAUGAAGCAACCAGUUCAGAAAUACACAACUUGAAGAAUAAUAUUCAAACUGUGCAGUUAUUAUCAACUAGAGAUGAUUUCCAAGGUCAGACUAUGGCAUCAGACCAGGCAUGUCACCUUAAAGAAAAUAAAAAGAUGCAAACAACUGCAGAAAAGCCCAAACAGGAGGCGAGCAUGCCUAAAAAACGAGUGCUUGGCUAUUAUCAUGGCCAGGUUGUUCAGUCUAAGAUUAAUUCAUUUAGAAAGCUUCCAAAUGUCAAAGGUGAGAGUCCUUCAGAAACCAAGAAACUUCCCCCCACUGUGUCUAAAGCCACAAAGGCUCAGUCUGUGCCUGUAAAUGCCAUCAGUAUAAGAGCCUCAAGUGUGACUGCUACCACCAAGAUUGUAAACACUAAAUCUGUGAGCACUACGUCCAAGAACACACUUGUGCGACCACCUAUUAGAAACCUCCAUAGUAAUACCCAGGGCACUAUGAGACAGGGCUUGGGCAGGACCCUUGCCAAUGUUACAAUCAGAAAAGGGCCUCUUGGAAAAGAAUUACAACGGUCAGAACCAGCUGUAACUGUUGUCAAUACCCGGCCUUCUCAGGACACAAAAAGAGAUAAGGCACCAUCAAGAAGUAUAACAUCUGGAGGUGUAGCCAGGACUCAUUUUUCUAAUACCAGACUGACAGAAAAGUCAGAAAAUAUGGACCAGCGCAGAUACACAGUAGCAGGAGCAACUCUUUCUAGAUCGGCUCAGUCCAAAGAAACCACAGAGGAGAGAAAAGCUCCAGUGACUGAGUGGAGAACUGGCAAAGGAAAAGGGCUAAAAAGGCCUCCUAACUUAAUAGCUAAUCAGUCUGAGCCAAAGGGACAAAGGGAAAGCCCAGUUGGUUCCUUUUGGACUACCAUGGCAGAAGAAGAUGAACAGAGAUUAUUUACUGAAAAAGUAAACAAGACAAUUUCUGAAUGCCUGAACCUGAUCAAUAAGAAGGGAUGCCCAAAAGAAGAAAUUUUAGACACAUUGAAUGACUUGAUUCAUAAUAUUCCAGAUGCCAAAAAACUUGUUAAAUAUUGGAUAUGUCUUGUUCGUAUUGAACCAGUCACAAGUCCUAUUGAAAAUAUUAUCUCAAUCUAUGAGAAGGCCAUUCUGGCAGGGGCUCAGCCUAUUGAAGAGAUGCGACACACAAUCAUAGAUAUUCUAACAACAAAGAGUCAAGAAAAAGUUAAUUUGGGAGAAAAUAUUGAGGAGGCUCAUGCAACUAAGGGACAUACCCAGGAAGUCAAAACUGAAGAAACAAGUGUCAAUCUAGAACCAGGAAAUCCAGGAGAGGAGAAUGAGGAUCAGAAGAAUGUUAAAGUUUGUGAAAACAAGGGAGACAAAGAAACAAAAGAUCCAGCCAAUGAUUGUAUAACCCCUGAUUCAAAAACUGAAGCAGGUUGCCUAAUUAGAUAUAAUGUAUCUUCUACACCAUGCUUGCAAAGUAUGAAAAAGAAGAUGCAACAUGGUAAUAAUUCCACAUUUAAAGAGCUGAAGUUUCUCACACCAGUGAGGCGUUCACGACGCAUUCAAGAGAAGACUUUACAACUUCCAGAUAUGUUAAAAGACCAUGACCCUUCUGUGUCCUCACUGGAACAGUUGUCUGAGUUGGGAGCGGAUGCUUUUGUUUGCCGCCCUAAUACAGCACUGUGCCCCCUGUUCUCUGAGACUGAGACUGACACAGCAGGAGAGAAAUAGCGCUCCUGAGAAAGGAGGGUGUUGUCUUAUUCCAGUGGUGGUUUGUCAUGUGCUUUUAUGUAGGUUUGAAGGUGUCCAUGUGCCUAUGUACAAUACAGUGAACUACUGUUUUUAAAAUGUAAUGUUAGUGUCUUCAUUUUACUAGUUACUUAUAGAAGUGAAGCAUAAUUUGAAUAUGUAGUCUAUAUAAAUUUAUAUUUUACAUUGACUUUGUACCUAAUAUGUUUAUAAUAAAUACCUGUAUAAUGUUCCAAUGA